AUGAAAUCUUCCUGGGCAAUUUUGGCCCUCGCCUUUGGCUCGCACGUUGUGGCCAAAGGCUUUUCACCAACCGAUGCUGCUGAAUAUUGCAUGUAUGCUAUCUACGAGUCGUUAUCUGAACUUAGCUGGCAGGAAUCUGCGAAUGAAACCAGCUCAGAAGGCUCGAACUCAGCCUCUCCGUGUUCCAACGAAAUCGAGGUUACCUCUAUCUAUGCCUCUGUUGUGGAAUACUGCCAUGGAGCAUCAUACAGUCAAGGCCUUGUCUUUUGGGAUAAGCUUUGUGCUAAUCUUGGGACUUCGCUGACGGGCUUGGAUGACCUCGAAGCCAGCGUUACUACAGCCUACAUUGAACAAUUGCCCGCUAUCAGCCCAGACACCGCGGGAAAGACUGAGAUUUCGACUCCGGUGCUGCUUGAGAAGUCGUACUAUUCGCGCGCUGUGCGCAGUGUGACUGCCAACGAGACUAGAGAUACCAGCUCAAUCAACAUUGCUUGGGGCAUUCAUGGCUUCUGGGGCUUUAUCGUCCUUAUGGGGAUUGUUCAAAACGUCUUCUCUACCCUCUCCCGUCGUUGUGCCGGUGUCCAGGCCGGAGACAUCGAGAAGCCUCAAUCACGCCGCUGGCGAGAAAUCAUCCCAGCGCCCGUUCGAUGGGCUCAUGACACUGUCUAUACGUAUCUGAUACUCUCUCCCGCUCUGGGAUACAACCACCGACGCCUUCUGGGCUUCAACGUACCCUUACGGGCCCAGGGUCUGACCAUCUUCUUCUUCUGGUCGCUGGCCGUUAUCUUGGCUUACAUACACGGUGGUGUCUAUCGAGACGAUCCUUUCAACGGGACCUUCGCGUACCAGAUCUGGGUGUUCAUGGGGCCCAGACUCGGUUUUCUCGCCUUCGCAUGUCUCCCCUGGCUGUGGCUCUUUGCCGGACGAAACAACAUUUUCAUCUGGGGAACUGGCUGGGACUAUCAGACCUUCAACCUCUUCCACCGGCAUCUCGCGAGAGUCACUGUGAUUUAUGCAAUUCUGCACUCUAUCUCGUACACCGUCAAAUAUCUGGCCUACUGUAUGUGCUUUACACACCAAGCCCGACGGCCAUGCCAUGCCAUGUUGACUAACAGCCCCAGCCCCGAGCAAGUACUACAAGGACCUCGAAACAAACUGGUUCCGCUUCGGCAUUGUGGCCACAAUCCUCAUGUCUCUCCUCAUUCCCUUCUCCUCGGCCACCCUCCGCAAGCGCUACUACGAGGUCUUCCUAAUAAUCCACAUCCUCUCCGCCAUAGUCAUCGUCUGUGCCUUAUUCAUUUUGGCACAGAAUACACCCCGCACCUCUGGCCGGUAGUCGCAAUCUGGUCCUUCGACCGCCUCGCCCGCCUCCUCCGACUAGUCGUUACAAACAUCCACGUGCGAAGCCGUAGAGUGUCUCGCACGGCAAGAAGCACCGUCGGCUACAGUGACAAGAGCGACGUUCUCCGCAUUGAGAUCCAACCCGCCGCGGUCCCGCGGACUCCACGGGCGGGCGACGUGUAUUACCUGUACCAGCCGCGAAGUUGGCGCGGGUGGGAGAAUCAUCCAUUUACCCUGGCUUCGUGGGCAUAUGCCGGGGAUGGCGUGAAAACACCGGCUAUGGAGGGGUCCGUGGCCAUGCCUAUGACAGACGUUUCCGGCUCCGGCUCCGGCCCAGCUUGUGGCGACAGGCGGUCAGAUUCAAGUCCAGCCCUACCAAGACGAGGUUGUCUCGACAUCGGCACUAUCACCGCCGACAUUGACCUUCUACGUCGCCCCUAUGAGGGCUGGACGAAGCGGUUGAAGGAGCAAUGCCUGCGGUCGGGGUAUACCUGUCACCCGACUCUCCAUAUCGAGGGGCCGUACGGACACCGGGUCUCGCUGGGCGAAUUCGAGCACGUCGUCAUGAUCACGGGUGGGACGGGGAUCAGUGUUGCGACGGCGUAUCUGCAGGAUCUACUCGGCGGAUCUCGAGGAGACGGGGAGGGCGGGGAUGGCUACGGCCGAAGCCAGCAGAUCGAUCUGCAUUGGACAGUACGGGAGGCAGCGUUGUUUGGCGAGCUGUGUCAAAGGGAGCUUGCUGCGCCCGAGGGGAAUUCGAUGGUGCAGAUGCGGUUCUAUUGUUCGAGGGAACAGGGACUUGAGGGUGUAGAUCGGGAGGCCCUGGGCGGGCGGGUCGUUGAGAAGGGGAGGGCUCCGACUCAAGACAUUAUCUCCAAGGCGGCUGCAGAGGCAAGAGUCAGCUGUGCUAGAGUGGCUGUCCUUGUUUGUGGGCCUGUAGGGAUGGCGGACGAGGCGAGGAAGGCCGUUUGUGAAGCGAGGAAAGAGUAUGCUGGGGUGGAGUAUUUUGAGGAGGUCUAUGGGUGGUAG
Aspergillus niger is the source of this 2370-nucleotide messenger RNA. RefSeq lists its product as uncharacterized. The transcript is spliced from 6 exons. Gene Ontology annotation, cellular component: plasma membrane. The record is from RefSeq and is a predicted model, not a curated record. Gene Ontology annotation, biological process: copper ion import; iron ion transport; intracellular iron ion homeostasis. Gene Ontology annotation, molecular function: ferric-chelate reductase activity. NCBI's taxonomy places the organism in Eukaryota, Fungi, Ascomycota, Eurotiomycetes, Eurotiales, Aspergillaceae. Bases 1 to 2370 code for a protein of 789 amino acids.